Molecule: messenger RNA, 3243 nt
Organism: Cebus imitator (Panamanian white-faced capuchin)
Lineage: Eukaryota; Metazoa; Chordata; Mammalia; Primates; Cebidae
Product: synaptotagmin-1-like
Exons: 3
Coding region: 1-423 (140 amino acids)
Biological process (GO): regulation of dopamine secretion; regulation of calcium ion-dependent exocytosis; calcium ion-regulated exocytosis of neurotransmitter
Cellular component (GO): synaptic vesicle membrane; dense core granule; axon
Molecular function (GO): phosphatidylserine binding; calcium-dependent phospholipid binding; clathrin binding
Source: RefSeq, a predicted model, not a curated record
AUGCGUAUUUCAUCAGUGCCAGAGAACAACUGGAGACAUGAUUAUCUUUGUAAAAGUUUUUUGUUUCCUGUUUUUCAUUCAGAUCCUUAUGUGAAGAUUCAUCUGAUGCAGAAUGGCAAGAGGCUGAAGAAGAAAAAGACAACAAUUAAAAAGAACACACUUAACCCCUACUACAAUGAGUCAUUCAGCUUUGAAGUACCUUUUGAACAAAUCCAGAAAGUGCAGGUGGUGGUAACUGUUUUGGACUAUGACAAGAUUGGCAAGAACGAUGCCAUCGGCAAAGUCUUUGUGGGCUACAACAGCACCGGCGCGGAGCUGCGACACUGGUCAGACAUGCUGGCCAACCCCAGGCGACCUAUUGCCCAGUGGCACACCCUGCAGGUAGAGGAGGAAGUUGAUGCCAUGCUGGCCGUCAAGAAGUAAAGGAAAGAAGAAGCCUUUCUGCAUUUGCCCAUAUAGUGCUCUUUAGCCAGUAUCUGUAAAUACCUCAGUAAUAUGGGUCCUUUCAUUUCUCCAGCCAUGCAUUCCUAACACAAUUCAGUGGUACUUCAAAUCCUGUUUUAAUUUGCACAAAUUUAAAUGUAGAGAGCCCCUAAGUCCUUCAUCAUACCACUGCCCUCCAAAUCUACUCUUCUUUUAAGCAAUAUGAUGUGUAGAUAGAGCAUGACUGAAAUUAUUUAUUGUAUCACACCGUUGUAUAUACCAGUAUGCUAAAGAUUUAUUUCUAGUUUGUGUAUUUGUAUGUUGUAAGCGUUUCCUAAUCUGUGUAUAUCUAGAUGUUUUUAAUAAGAUGUUCUAUUUUAAACUAUGUAAAUUGACUGAGAUAUAGGAGAGCUGAUAAUAUAUUAUAUGGUAAAUAUAGUAUCGUCUGCAUUCCAGCAAAACUAUCAACUCGUAAGGCACUAGUACAGUUAAACUGAUAUCUUAAAGGACAACUUAAACCUGAGCUUUCCAAGAUAAACUUACACCACAUACUUGGUAGGAGAAUCCAAUUUUUUUAAAAUCCUGCACAGGCAAAAUAGAAUGAUCUAAGUAGCAGCAUCCAGGCUGACCUCAAGGAAGCAUAGCCACAAACCAGAAUAGCAUCUGUCUGUAUAUAUUUACAAAGCUAAAAUAAUGGCUUCACUCUUACAUUUGAGAAAGCAACUGAACAGGAGUCAAUGAUUUCAUAUUACAAGGUGUUCCGUGUGUGUGUGUGUGUGUGUGUGUGUGUGUGUGUGUGAGUGUGGUGUGCGCACAUUUGUUUGGGGAUAGGGAGAGAAGAUGCUGAGGGGAGAAGUCAACAUUUAUGAAAUAUUGCCUGACUACUUAAAAAGAAAAAAGUAGCUCUCCGUUAUCACCUUUAUAUAAAAUGUGCAUCCUGUGAAUUCUGUUCCAGAUUUCACACUUAGAAUAAUUCCAAAAGGGUUGCACAUUAGAAUUUGUAACAAAAUAUUUUAUUAUAUAAAACCAGAUGAGAAGGAAUGCAGAAUAUUUUUAACACAGCAAUCUGUGCUUAUUACACAAAAUUACUUUGUGGUAAACAGACAGUAUUGUGAUCCCACAAAAAGAAAAAAAAAAAAAAAAACCAACAACAAUUAGCCAUAGUUCUGAAUGCACUUCAAUUAAGCCAAAACAGACAGCUAGUGAUCUUUUUAUAUACUCUUUUUACUUUUAAGUUUCAAUUUGUCCUUUAAAAAAAGGUGAAACAAACCAAGAACAAGUUCUGGAAAACUGAAGCAACCUCUUAUGUAUACUAGAUGCUUGAUUUAGGAGGAGUUUUUAAAUGUUUUCAAUGUUAUUAUGUAGUAAAUGGCACUAUUAUGAAGCUACUAGUCAUUCCAUAAGAGUCUUAAAGGACUGCUCUGUGUAACACUGUGACUGCCGUGUGUGCUUAGACACGUAGUUUCCUCAGUGGAUAGCACUCAAUUUAUUCCGUAGUGAUAUUGUAACAAUACUGCCAUUCCCUUCUACUGCACUGCCCAAGGUGUGUGUAGCACAAACAGUUCUCAUUACAAAGGACCAAUUCAGAACUGAAAAGCUAUGCAUAGGACAAGGAAGAUAUAUAGAAUGGGGUGGAACACAGCAUUUUGUCAAGCACUGUGCAAUAUUCCAUAUUUUUCCCCACUAUGGUAGACAACCACUUUGUGGAAGGGCAGCCUGUUAUGUCACAUUGCAUCUACUCACUUUUCUCCCACUCACUUCUGUGACCCAUUUUAAUUUCCGGGCUACAGACAGUAGUGAUCCUCUGAAAUGAAAGUUUAUCUUCACAAAUACCAAAACAAAAUGGAGGAAAACUAAGCAUUGACCUCACGUUCAGACUUCAGGAUAUCACACCAUGUCUUUUCAAAGACUAAAGAGAAUUCAAAAAGGGCUGAUGGUAGGCUUUGAACAUGGGGCUGGCUGUUUUCCAGAAAAUCUGAAAUUCCUGUCAUUACUGUUUCCUUAUCAAAGAAGGGGCAAAUGCUUUUGCCUUUUAGCCCAGACAUAGUAAACACUUUAUAAUUGGGACAGACACAAAAGACAAAAGAAAAAUACCAUCUCCUUCUGCUAAAGGUCCAUGCAUCUAAAAAACAUAGGUAAUAGAAAAUAUACACAAGUCAGAUUGUGAGAUUAAAUAAUGGCUUGAACAGAAACUUCAAACAAGACUCUUUUCAAUUUAAAGGAACAAACCCUUCCAAAGAGAGGGAGUUGAUUGGCUUUUAAAAAUUAUUUAAAUAUCAGAAAUGACAUUUAAUUUCACUGUCUUCAGCUUUAAGUUGUUCACAAUGAAACAACACCUUAAAACAAGCAGGUUCAAGCUGCUGAGCAGAUAUUAUUUCUUGCAUUAAAGUACUGCUAAUGUAUUCUCUUGCAACACUGCCAGACAUGGGAUUGUCACCAUAGAAUUAGUUGGUACUAUGCCAUCUUUCACAAGUCAGUGAUGGAACCUGCUUUAUGACCAAGAUUCAUCCUCAAAUAAGCCACAUGUACCUUUCUGACAAAGCUGUGUAAAGUAUUAGAAUCCGAUACUCUAGAAAGAUCCUAGUUGCCUUUGUGUAUAUUUACUGCCUGCUUGAGUGUAGAAAUGUUGGGGUGUUUUCUUCUGCCAUAUGGCUCGUGGCCCGCGAGCCAACUACUUCAGCUGUAUUUUACCUUCAUUUUUGAUGAGGUGGUUUAAAUUUUGUUUCACUUUGUGUAGUGAAUUCCACAGUAGUUUUCUGAUUGUUGUUAAAAAUAACAUAUUACACAGAUAUUCAAUAAAAAUGUUUUAUUUCCUGUUGA